CCCGCCAAAAUCCUCACCGAGUAAAACUUCCCUAUACCAAAUGCACACAUUCUUCAGAUCACAAACCUCUCCACUUUUUUGCACUUCAAGCAACCAAAUGAAGAGAACUCAACGCCUCAAGCGGGUCCUCAAAUCCAACGUCGACACAAUCGACCCCAACGACGAUCGCAAAGCUCAAACGCCUUUGCUCACCAAGUCAUCUACCAUUAGGGCCAAACCCAAACUCAAUCCCGAAGUCAAACCUCAAUCCCAGCUUCGAACCCAGUUCGAUUCCGUCUCAUUAACGUCCACCCGUCAUCCACCGAGCCCAACAAUCUUGGCUCGUGAUUUCUACCAAAUUGACGCUCUCGAGCUCGCGCCACUUCUUCUGGGCAAGUACCUCAGGAGGGACGAUGUUGUUCUUCGGAUUACUGAGGUAGAAGCAUAUAGACCAAAUGAUUCAGCUUGUCAUGGUCGGUUUGGCAUCACAGCUAGAACAGCCCCUGUAUUUGGACCUGGGGGGCACGCAUAUGUUUAUCUUUGCUAUGGACUUCAUACCAUGCUCAAUGUUGUGGCAGACAAGGAAGGAGUUGGAGCGGCAGUCUUGAUUCGCUCCUGUGCUCCUGUCAGUGGGCUGGAUACCAUUCAGCAGCGUCGCGGUAUGAAAAGUGAGAAGCCUGUUCUACUCGCUGGCCCUGGAAAGGUUGGUCAAGCACUUGGGAUUUCAACAGAAUGGUCCUCCCAUCCUCUUUUCAUUCCUGGAGGUUUAGAAAUCUUAGAUGGGCCGAAGCCGGAAAAGAUACUGAUUGGUCCUCGUGUGGGCAUUGAGUAUGCUUCACCUGAGCAUAUCAGUGCAUUAUGGAGAUUUGCCAUUGCUGAUACCCCUUGGAUAAGUGCCCCAAGAAGCACCCUCAGACCACAUCCUGAAUCUCCAAUUGUUGGUAGUGACAGUGGGGACGAGGCUGAGCAAGGAAAAAUAAUGGAGAGUAAAAUGCUAAAGAAGAGGAAAACAUAAUAUAUAGAAAUUGUAGAGUAAUUUAAAGAAAGGCAAAUCCAGACAAGGGGAUUCUUAGAAAGGAAGGUCAUAUUGAACUGCAGCAUCUCUGACCUCUUCCAAUUUCAUUGCACCUACCAACAAAGCGAGGUUAUUUGCAUAUAUUCCGAGCCCGCAACCUAAUUCCACUGCCAACCUAGCUAUGGGUGCUGCUUCGUCUUCAUUGACCAUUGGGAUGUGGGCAAAUCAAUGAGACGACCAUUGUCCCUAUUCCAAUGUCUCAUGCUCUGUCUCUCUUUCUAUAGCUUCUAGUUCAAGCACCAAUGGUUGUACUUCUUGAAACCGAAGAAGUGCAACAAUUGAUGUUCCAACAAGAAGAUACAGAAAGAGCAUGAGACAGUUGAAUAAGGAUGGUGGUCAUCUCGUUGAUUGGCUGGACUCAGGCACUUAGCAAUAUAUCCAAAUAACCUGGCUUUGUUCGUAGGUGCACUGACGUUGGAAGAGGUCAGAGAUGCUGCGGUUUAACACGACCUGCCUUUCUUUAGGAUGGAUGAUAUUGGUCUCCCCCGCCUUUCCUUCCUACAUUGUAUCUGAUUUGGAUUGUACAGGAUUUAGUUCUGGGCUGUACAUCAUGACCAUAUACUCUUGAAAAAAAAGUAUAAUCAUUUACUUUUGUGUUGUACAUCAUGACCA
Molecule: messenger RNA, 1666 nt
Organism: Rhododendron vialii
Lineage: Eukaryota; Viridiplantae; Streptophyta; Magnoliopsida; Ericales; Ericaceae
Product: DNA-3-methyladenine glycosylase
Exons: 6
Coding region: 41-994 (317 amino acids)
Biological process (GO): base-excision repair
Molecular function (GO): DNA binding; alkylbase DNA N-glycosylase activity
Source: RefSeq, a predicted model, not a curated record